CCGGUGAUGCGUGGAGGUACGUGUGGACGCUAGCGUCGUGCCACUGCCUAUGCCGUGUGUGAUUGACGAUGUGACCGGCGUGAUUUCCGACAGCUGACAGCGGAAUGACAGUCCGAUGACAUCUAGCGACGCGUCGACCUGAUCCACUGUACCCGCAGCCACAGGCCGAACCCGGAGAGCGGAGCAGAGAUGCAAGGCAUCUGCGAGAACAUUCGCACAGCGAUCGAACACGGACGUACUGACAUUAUCAGGUCGCUUCUAGAUGCAUGUGAAAACGGUAAUGCCACGGAAGGCAUCACAAGAGACAAGAUACUAAACCAACCGGUCUUGGAAGAAGGAACCUUUUUAUCAUAUGCCUCAAAGACUAAUCAGGCGGAUAUUGUGAGAACACUUUUGAAUUGUGGUGCUGAUCCAGCUGUACAGAAUGCAAAUGGACAUAAUGCAGUCGAUGUUGCCUCGAGUGAUGCAAUACGACGUAUUUAUAUAGAGGAAUUGUUGAGGGCGACAGCUGCUUCUGAAGUAGAUAGAGUAGUGCAGCUACUAGAUGCAGGAUUAGAUGUUAAUUCGUGGGAUUCACAGGGUAGUAAGAACACACCAUUGCAUUGGGCAGCAUGUUAUGGGAACAAAGAUAUUAUUGCGUGUUUACUUGAUAAAGGAGCCGAUGUAAAUGCCGAAAAUGGCUGUGGUGCAACACCAUUGCACGAUGCGGUAAAUCGUGGCGACAUUGCUAUCUGCCAGGAGCUCUUGCAGGCUGGUGCAAAUCCUCUUGUACGAGCUACUAAAGGAACGUUUGCAGGAAAAACACCAUACGAAUUAUCGAGGAAAAAACAAUCCUUACAUUGUUUCCUUCAAAGAUUUAUAUCGAAUUUCAUGAUGAACGAAAACGAGACAAUACACAGUCCCACUAUGUCAUAUCCAGAUACAAAUUAUUGUCAGAAAAGUCUCUCAUGCAAUAUGAGCCAAUUGUCAGUCGAAUCUAACAAAUCCACGGAUCCGACAUAUGAUGUGCCUUUGCGCGAUGCAAGCAAAGAGAGCCCUAACAAAUCUAUCACUGAUAAAGGGAGUAUCUAUAACUUGCUAUGGCCACAACCAAAAACUGUAAACGAAUUGAAAAAUUUUACGGGCCCAUUUAUCGCUGGAAAAGAGCUUUUUAUAUCAAUAAUCCAGGGCACUGAAUCUGUGCAUAAAAUAUUAGACGUGUGGGAAAUUAGCAGAACUCAUCUACUGGAAUUGGGUCAUGAUGUAAAAAUUGGAGAGGUACAACCCAGUUGCGGCAAGUUGCUCAACGAUAACAUGAUAGAAUGCGUCGUGAAUAAAAAUUUAUUUAACAUUGCGGAUAGCUAUCAAUUACACAUUACACAUAAUUCUAUCAAAGUGAACGCUGGAAGCCUAGCAGGACUUCAUUACGCGGUUUGCACAUUCGUGCAGAUUCUACGUUUGAGUAAGAAUCAGAGUAGAUCGGAAGUGUGCGAAAUAGAGCCUGUUUUUAUAAAAGAUGAGCCACGAUUCGCGCAUCGUGGUAUAUUGCUGGAUAUUUCGCCUAGAGGACGAGUACCGACCUUAGAAUAUCUUUUACACAUUAUUGAUCUACUCUCGUCAUUUAAAAUCUCGCAUUUACAUCUCUACUCUAGACUCGUACAAAAUUGUGAUUGGCAACUUUGCUAUUCAAAGUCUGAGAUGGUGACUCUAGACAGAUAUUGCAGAGAUCGCCAUCUAGAGAUAGUUCCAACGUUGGACGUAGAUUCCAAUGUUGGCCAACAUCACUUGAUGCAUAUGUGGCCUAUCUUUCAAGACUUGCUUGCAGUAUUCCCUAGUUUAAAUUAUGUUCAUGUAGGUCCGCGAUUAACUACCUUAUUAGUGCAAGCUGAUAGUUUUGACUUGAGCGUAUCCGUCAAUGACACUCUGGAAACGGACAUGUCGGAAGUAUUCAAAUCUUACACGUGCCUUCAAGAACUCUGGCAUAUCCUCAACUUGAGCUCAAACACAACUCUGCUUUUAUGUUCCAAUAGUUUUCAUUCCAAAUCUGAGUUUCACAAUGUUCCUACUAAUAUCAUAUUUGUUGAAUAUGGAUUUCAGGCUGAUUAUGAUUUCUCCGAAUGGACAGAACCAUUCAGAGUAGCGGGCGGUAAUGUUUUACCAAGUUCUGGCACAGCUGGUUAUAAUAGUUUAGCAGGAUGUCCAGCAUCGACAUAUGCCAACACAAGAAACGCGAUAAGAACCUCUCUGGAGCAAAACUCAAUUGGUGUCGUUGUUGCACAUUGGUCUGGUAGUCAUCAUCUUACACCACAUCCUUUCGCAUGGAUUGGUUAUUUAAUAGCAGCUGGGUUAGCUUGGAAUCCAACGACAGAAAUAGAUUUAGGACCUGAUGAUAAUUAUGAUAUUCCUGAAUUAGCUGCGUCAGUCAGGGAAAGAUGUAUCACGAAAUUAUUGGACAUACACGUGUUUCAAGAUUCGGAGUAUAAAAUCGGUAAUGCGAUAUUAGAAUUGGGGCGUCUAGACACGUUGGUGUUAACAUUGAGUAAAAAUCAAGCGGUCAAGGACUUACAACAGAUACCAGAUAAUCGCGGUUCCACUUUGUACAGAUUACUGACCGAUCCAGAUAACGUGAAUUUGGAAUAUCUCUCAGCCGAUCUCUUCGCUAAAAUGACAAAGCAAAUCAAACGAAUAUCUCAUUCCUUGUACGAGGCAAAUUUAUCUUCCAAGUUUGCGUCAAUGGAAAUACAGGAAUUACAAUUGACAUCCGAUCUGAUGCUGACGGCUUGUAAAAUUGGUCGAACAUUGAUUGGAGUCGGCGUGAAUCCGAAUAGCAAUAUGGGACUUGCUGUUAUCAAUCUAGGAGUAUGUAAUUUGCCGCCCACUUUCAGAACCGACAUAGCGAACAAAAUGUUGGCUCACAUAGAGCAAUAUAAAGGUUCUUGGCUACAAAGACAUUUUCCGCAGGGUCUUCAAAGUUCCUUGCUAGUUUUGACCAGCGCGUUGCAUAGACUUUUACAGGACAUCUUUUAAACUUUUGUGUUGUACGGGAUUUUAUUCUAUAAAAGGCUACAAAUACAUGCGGCAAGUGAGAUAUACGGAAUUUCAAGAGGUAUUCGAAAGGAAACUAUCGAAAGCAAUAUGUAUUAUCUCUUACAUGUUAUCAAAUAGCAAUUGUUAUAUAUUUGCUAUGCUGUAUUGUUUCUCGAUGUCUGUAAAUUUACAAAACUGCUUUUGAAAAACACUUUAUUGAAGAAAAUAUAAUUUUAUGAUAAAAAC
This is a messenger RNA of Pogonomyrmex barbatus (red harvester ant), 3252 nucleotides long. RefSeq lists its product as uncharacterized. Gene Ontology annotation, molecular function: ubiquitin-protein transferase activity; protein binding; beta-N-acetylhexosaminidase activity. Gene Ontology annotation, cellular component: BRCA1-BARD1 complex; BRCA1-A complex. Gene Ontology annotation, biological process: carbohydrate metabolic process; protein K6-linked ubiquitination. The record is from RefSeq and is a predicted model, not a curated record. Lineage: Eukaryota; Metazoa; Arthropoda; Insecta; Hymenoptera; Formicidae.